Messenger RNA from Mobula hypostoma (lesser devil ray), 9725 nucleotides. RefSeq names its product ubiquitination factor E4B, UFD2 homolog (S. cerevisiae) (gene ube4b). NCBI's taxonomy places the organism in Eukaryota, Metazoa, Chordata, Chondrichthyes, Myliobatiformes, Myliobatidae. Gene Ontology annotation, cellular component: nucleus; ubiquitin ligase complex; cytoplasm. The record is from RefSeq and is a predicted model, not a curated record. Gene Ontology annotation, molecular function: ubiquitin-ubiquitin ligase activity. The transcript is spliced from 29 exons. Bases 206 to 4258 code for a protein of 1350 amino acids. Gene Ontology annotation, biological process: protein polyubiquitination.
GGCGAGGGUGUUGUUUUGAUGAAUAAGAGACUUUGUGUCAGGGGCAGGCCUCUCUUCACAGGCUGAAGGGACGAGAGUUGUCCUCUACCCCGCCCUCACACAUCCUCCUCCGUCUUCACUCAAAGAGUCUGUGACAAACUAUGCAUCUUUGCUGAAAAGAAUCGUGUUUUUCUUUUAACAAAAACGUGAAAAAUAUACUUAAAGAAUGGAAGAACUUAGUGCUGAUGAGAUUCGCAGAAGGCGUCUGGCACGGCUAGCUGGUGGGCCAACUUCACAACCCACCACCCCGCUAACAUCCCCACAGCGAGAAAACCCUCCAGGGGUGUCUGCAGCCACGCCAGGGAUAUCUCAAAAUAUGGGCCUGAAUGUACACAAUGUGACUCCAGCAACAUCACCCAUUGGAGCAACAGGUGUUGCACAUAGAAGCCAGAGCAGUGAAGGGGUGAGCUCGCUCAGCAGUUCCCCAUCGAAUAGCCUCGAAAACCAGUCUCAGAGUCUUUCCCGAUCUCAGAGUAUGGAUAUUGACAGUGUGUCCUGUGAGAAAAGCAUGUCCCAAGUGGAUGUGGACUCCGGAAUUGAAAAUAUGGAAGUUGAUGAGGGUGAUCGUAGAGAAAAGAGAAGCCUGACUGAUAAGGAACCGUCUUUAGCACCAGACGUAUCAGAAGAGCAAGCACUUUCACUUAUCUGUAAGAUUUUCCGAGUCUCCUGGAAGGAACAUGACAGGGAUGUGAUCUUCUUGCCUGGCCUGGCUGCAGAGUUUAAACAGAGUCCAAAAGAAGUUUUUUCAGACUGGAAGGACUUAAUUGGCCAGAUUCUGAUGGAGGUUAUGAUGCUGUCCACUCAGAUGCCAGAAGACAACCCAUUUGCCAGUUUGACUGCCACAUCUCAGCCUAUUGCAGCUGCUGCAAGAUCACCUGACAGGAGCUUACCACUUAACCCUUUGUCAAGUCAAGGAACAAGUCCUAUGUUUUGUAGUCCUGGUUCAUUUGGUGCCAGUUCUUUAUCAAGUCUAUAUGGAACCAGCCCAAGUUUUCGAUUCCUUUCAGCCAGCCAACACUCCACGACUACUGGCAGUGCCACCCAGCAGCCUAACUUUGCUAGUCAUGUUUCAUUGACUCCCAGUUCUCCAUAUCAACGCACCUUCGCUACUUGUCCAUCCUCGACUCAAGCCUGCUCUUUGGGACAACCAUCUUCCACAGUGAGCUGCCCUCCCCCAUUCUCUACUUCUCCCAGGCUAAGAACUGUUGGUACCAAUAUACUGCCAGUCGCCUCUGUGUCUUCUAGCCCACAAACUGUGCCUAGUAGUCCUUCAGUCCAAAUGAGUUCUCCAAGACAAAGAUCUUCCAUAAUGGGUCCACCAUUAUUUCCAGUAACUUCUACAGUUUCUCGCUCCUCUCCAUUGAACCAGCUACCUUCUAGUAUAUACACCAAUCCCUUUUCUCUCCUCCUCUACGCCCUUUCUGAUUUACCGGAGGACAGCAGUGAUGAUGAUGCUGAUGAUGAGGAAGACGAUGUUGAUUUAUCUAGUGUGCAGUUUGGUUCCAGUGUGGGUACAGCUGGAACUUGUUCAGAGUCUGGCAGUGACCGUUUCACAAUUGAAGCGUGUAAGGAGACGGAAAUGUUGAACUACCUCAUCGAGUGCUUUGACAGAGUUGGAAUAGAAGAACGGAAAGCUCCAAAGAUGUGCAAUCAACCAUCUGUGAGUCAGCUGCUCAGCAAUAUCCGAUCCCAGUGUAUUUCCCAUACUGCUCUUGUGCUGCAGGGAGCCCUCACACAGCCAAGAUCCUUGUUACAGCAGUCAUUGCUAGUGCCCUAUAUGUUGUGCCGGAAUCUUCCUUAUGGAUUCAUUCAAGAGCUGGUUAGAAUGACUCAUCAGGACCAAGAGGUCUUCAAACAGAUCUUUAUUCCAAUUAUACAAGGGCUGGCAUCAGCAGUGAAAGAAUGCUCUUUGGAUGGUGAUAACUUCAAGUACCCACUUGCGGCACUGCAAGAAUUGUGUGAAAUUAAAUUUGGGAAAACUCAUCCUGUGUGUACUUUGGUGAUAUCAUUGCCAUUGUUUUUGCCUGAUCCUCUGAGUCAAGGCUCAGGCAGAGAGUUGCAAAGGCUUUCAUUCCUUGGGGCUUGCUUCAGCCUAUCUGUAUUUGCAGAGGAUGAUACAAGAGUUGUGGAGAAAUAUUUUUCUGGACCUACACUUACGCUUGAAAAUACCAGAGUUGUCAGUCAGUCCUUGCAACACCAUUUAGAAUCGGCCAGAACUGACCUUUUCAAAAUUCUGCACAACAUAUUACUCAAUGGUGAGACCAGAGAGAGUGCAUUGAAUUACAUGGCAGCAGUGGUAAAUCGCAAUAUGAAGAAAGCGCAGAUGCAAACAGAUGACCGAAUGGUAUCGACGGAUGGAUUCAUGCUGAAUUUUCUGUGGGUGCUCCAGCAACUGAGCACAAAGAUAAAAUUAGAGACUGUAGAUCCAAUGUAUAUUUUCCACCCAAAGUGUCGCAUCAAUAUUCUUGCAGAUGAGACUCGCGUGAAAGCGUCCAUGGAAGACAUUAAAAGCUGGCUUGCAGAGCUUUAUGAUCAGUCUAAGUUUGCUGAGCCGAAGUUCCCAACAGAAUGCUUUUUCCUGACGCUACAUGCACAUCAUCUUGCUAUCCUGCCGAGCUGCCGACGUUACAUACGAAGACUACGAGCUAUUCGAGAUCUCAACAGGACUGUUGAAGAACUAAAAAACAGUGAGAGCCAGUGGAAAGACUCUCCAUUGGCAAACAGACAUAGGGAGAUGUUGAAACGAUGUAAAACUCAAUUAAAGAAACUGGUGCGGAGUAAGGCUUGUGCUGACGCAGGUUUGUUAGAUGAGAAUCUGUUGAGGAGAUGCCUCCAGUUUUACGGCACAUUAAUUCAACUGAUCUUUCGCCUGAUUGAUUCACGCUACCCAGACAUGACACUGCCCCUUAAUCCAGAGAUCCCCAAGGUGUUUGCAGCAUUGCCGGAAUUCUAUUUGGAAGAUAUUGCUGAAUUUUUGCUGUUUAUUGUACAAUAUUCCCCUCAGGUUUUAUAUGAACCAUGUACUCAGGACGUCGUGACUUUCCUUGUCGUGUUUAUCUGUAGUCAAAACUAUAUCCGAAAUCCUUACCUAAUUGCCAAGCUCGUUGAAGUCAUGUUUGUGACCAACCCAGCAGUUCAGCCUCGAACACAGAAAUUCUAUGAAAUGAUGGAGAAUCACCCACUGGCCACAAAACAGCUUGUGCCUGCAUUGAUGAAAUUUUACACAGAUGUUGAACAUACUGGAGCAACAAGUGAAUUCUAUGACAAAUUCACUAUCCGCUACCACAUAAGUACAAUCUUUAAGAGCCUUUGGCAGAACGUAGCACAUCAAGGCACCUUUAUGGAAGAGUUUAAUUCUGGAAAGCAGUUUGUCCGUUACAUCAAUAUGUUAAUAAAUGAUACCACAUACCUGCUGGAUGAGAGCCUGGAUUCUCUGAAACGUAUCCAUGAGGUACAGGAAGAAAUGAAGAACAAAGAACGAUGGGACUCGUUACCUAGGGAUCAGCAGCAGAGUCGACAAUCUCAGCUGACCCAGGAUGAGCGCGUCUCCCGUUCAUACCUUGCUCUUGGUGCCGAAACCGUGGAUAUGUUCCAUUACCUCACAAAGCAAGUGCAAAAACCUUUCCUUCGACCUGAGCUUGGCCCACGCUUAGCUGCAAUGUUGAACUUCAACCUGCAACAGCUGUGUGGCCCAAAGUGUCGUGACCUGAAAGUAGAAAACCCAGAAAAAUAUGGUUUUGAACCGAAGAAGCUUUUGGAUCAGUUGACUGACAUUUAUCUGCAUUUAGACUGUCCCAGAUUCGCAAAAGCUAUUGCGGAUGAUCAGCGAUCGUACAGUAAAGAACUCUUCGAUGAAGUCAUUUCAAAAAUGAGGAAAGCGGGAAUUAAAUCAACGAUAGCAAUAGAAAAAUUUAGACUACUGGCAGAAAAGGUAGAAGAAAUUGUGACAAAGAAUGCCCGUGCCGAAAUUGACUAUGGGGAUGCACCAGAUGAGUUCAGAGAUCCACUGAUGGACACCCUGAUGAAUGAUCCAGUGAAGCUACCUUCAGGGACUAUAAUGGACCGCUCCAUUAUUUUAAGACAUUUACUGAAUUCUCCAACAGACCCGUUUAACCGCCAACAUCUGACAGAGAAUAUGCUGGAACCAGUGCCUGAACUGAAGGAAAGAAUCCAUGCCUGGAUGAAAGAGAAGCAACAUGCAAAUCGCUCUUCGCAGUGAAGUGUUAUUGAAGAUGGAUCGAAUGUGAAACGUUUGUAGUUCUGAGUGUAGACCACCAGUAUAUUGAGACCCAAGAGAAAAUCUGCUCCGCAUUCAGUCGAGACUGCUGCACUGAUAUUACAAAGGGUGAACUGAUCACAUUAGGAAAAUGUAUUGUCUCUGUAAAUAAAUUUAAUUUAAAGAACAAACAGUUUAAAGGAGAAAAACGUUCUAAGGUGUUGGGUACAAGUUGAAAUCUUUUCAGUACAGCAACGUGACCAGUCGAAGUGUAACAGUGGUGUACUUGGAUCUUGCAGUUAUUUGGAAGCUAGAAGGGUCUGAGCAACAAUGUUUUUUUAAACAACUGCAUUAACAGAAGAUGGUCUGUAUUUUAGGUUGAAAUUAUUACUGUAUCUUGUGCCCAGUCGCUGCUGAAGGGACUGUUCUGUUUGCUGCACUAAAUGUUCUUCAAAACCAAAGUGAUGCACAGGCCCCUUCCCUGAGAAAAAAAAACUGAUGUUUUAAUUAUGAGGCAUAAUCUGUUGGCUCACAGGACUAAAGGUGAGACUAUUGAAUUCUAUUUGUUUAUCAUUAAUUUAUAUUUUUUCUAGCCUACUCUUUCCCUCCUAUUCCACUUAAGCAUAGACUUGCAAACACUGUAGCUGAGAAACGGUAUAUCCUCCAUUUCUGCCAGCCAUGUUUUACGGCCGUUGCUUUGUCCACCGUGUGAGCUGCAGUAUUGGGAUAUUUUGUUGGCAAUAAGGUUUCCUCAAGAUACAACCUGAGAAGCAACCUCUGUACAGAGCCACUAGAUUUUUCUUCCUCUCCCCGGAGGAUUUUUAUUCUUGCAGCUCGCUAGAGGGUGCUCUUGUAUUCCAAGAGCUCUCCUGCCUUACACUGAAAUGUUCCAAAUCAUAUAGUUCAUGCCAAAAAAAAUCAAAUUACCAUAGAUGCUGGCAAUCGGGAAUAAAAGCAGAAACUGCUGCACGUCCUCAUCUGGUCAGGCAGUAUCUGUUUGUUAACGUGGAUGCUCUUGAGCAUCUGACACGUGAAUCACAACUAAAUCAAGUUUUCCUUUUGUGUCUACCCUAUUGUAUGUUAAUUUGAGCUUUUACUUCAUGUCGGUUGUCUACGUUUUCUGGAUUUUUUUAAAAUCUCUUUUGGAUUUUGUAUAAUUUGCUGCAGAGAGCUGGUUUAUUUCAACUGUCCUGGAUUGUAGCAAACUGAAGUAAUGUGAAAUUACUUUGCAUUUUGGAAUUCUUAUUUGCAAGUUAAAUAAAGUAUGGAAGAAAAAAAAAUCCUAAAUUUCAGUGAUUACCUGAUAAAUGAGUCUGUCCCAUUUUCACAGAAAUGCAAUGACUUCAGAAAUAUUGUCUCUGCUGUCUUUGUGCUUGUAUUUAAGAAUUGUUCUGUAUCAGUAAAAUGUUUUUUUUAUAUUUCAAACUGCUUUACUGUGAAAUAUUAAUACUACUGCAUGAAUCCAGUUGUUAUAGCAAAGCGGGAUUAGACUCCCUUUCCCUUCAGUAUGGCAAUAGCUGUGUAAUAGGAAAAGGGAAUCCUUUUGUUGCCAUCUUGCAUAUACUGGAUUUUGAAUUCAGUCCAAUACUAAAGCUGAACAUCUUUAGGUUGCUAGUUUUAUAUUGUGACUAGUGUUCAGCUGGAAUUUCAAUUGCAAACUGUUGUAACUACUGGGAUUACGAGCAUGAUCUCUGCUGAUUUUGAAAUUGUCUGGUUUAAUUUUUAAUCACAAGUGAAAAAUCAUUGCGAAAUUAAAUGUAAAAUUUGCAGUAAAUAAGUGUUAAAAUUGAAGUUUUCUAGCUGUAUGUAGAUUAUAAAUGCCUAAUUUUAGUAAUGAUCUCUAAACCCACACAGAUUUGAGAACUAAUGCAUUGUGCCCAGAUUAAUUAUCUAGGACAAUAUAUAAUUUAAUGAUCUGUACUAAACCUACAUUUUCCCAAAUAUUUCCUUUAGCUGGUCCCAUUAUGACCACGAUUUGUUUCAAAGUUAAAUUACUUUGUGCUACAAAGUACUUGACUAACAUGCUUGAAAAUGCACUUAAAGAUAAGUAUUUUAGUCACAAAAAGGAUCAUUAAUGACCUAUUCAAAGGAUCCGUAGGUCACUUUCAUUGCAAGUCUGGAAAACAAUUUCCUAAUAUUAGUUAAUGAAUAACGUUAAUACUCACCAAGUCCUGUGCAAGCUUUUUUUGGGACUCUGAGUACAUUAGUGCAUAUCACAUGGUUUGUCUCAAACACACGAAUACAUAACUAUAUUGUAUUGAAUGCUGGACAUUGACAGCUUACCAGUGUACAAUUAAUUAGGAUUUACAGAUUUUGCUGUUACUUUAAAAAAAUUAUACUGAAUCGUAUGUAUGUUCACCAAAUACUUGCAAUUCAUUGUAAUGGGAAAAAAAGCAGUAAACAUUUGAAAUGGAGGCCAGAAUAUCUGUAAAGGGGAGGAAAAAAAAUCAGGUUGGCAUUUGAAGUGUACAUCCAAAUUCGGUGCCCUAAAACUUGGAGCUGCCUUUUCUCUUAUUUGAUACUUUCCAGAUGUUUUCCUGGUUGUUUUUUAUUAUUUCAGAUACCUAUGUUCAACUUGUACUCCUGCAAUAUACUGAGCUAUUAAAACAUGCAAUUUUUUUUUAAAAAAAAGAGUAGCACUUGAACUCCCACUGCUUCAAAAAUUAGAAAACUUGUUUUGGCCAGGUGUGUAAAUUUGAUUUAACAUUUAAAAUAGGGAGCUAUUGUCAAAUACACAGUAGGUUAUUAUAUAUAGGUAUUCAGCUUGUAUUCAUGUGCAUCUCAUCCAUAUUUUAACACUUUUCAUUUCUUUCUUUUUGAAUUUAAUCUUUAGAGCCAACGUUCAUUGCCAUGGUCAGUUGUGUUGAUUUUAUUUAUGAAAACUUGAUCCUACAGAUCAUUUUAAGGCACCUCUAGAGUUAUAUGCAUUAUCCACUGGUAUUUGACAGAGUGCUGAGCACAUCAGUAAUGCGUGAGAGAAUGCCCAACGUAAUCCAAUUUAAACAUGUACAUCAAUCUCUCAAUUUGACCUGAACUUUAAAAAACAUUCUUGUUCCUUUUUAAAUAUAUACAUAAAUGUGACCUCUUCAGAACCUGAAUGGUAGAUGACCCUUUCUAACCCAGCAUCUAUCCUAAAGAUGAUAUUACAGCAGUUUCCAGUAGAAUUCACAUUUGACUCUUUCGUUCUUUCACUAAGUAACCUGACCAUUUGCUCCGUAACUCGGUUUUAGAUCCUUAAUUACUUUAACCACAUUGUGCUUUUUCUUGCAUCACAUAGAUCAUUCUGGGCUAGAAAGGGUUACAAUAUGAUACUGUCAAAUCUGCAGCAUAGGCCUAUUUGACGCUAAUGAUACUGUGAUGGUGUGAUAGUACUGAUAUAUUUUACCUCAGUAUUGUUGAAAUGGAAAUUCCAGCACUGUAGCAGGAAAAGGAGGAAAUUAAAAUGUACAUUCUUUAACUACAGCUUACUGCCAUUGUUCCAAGUACUUGAAUUUCUGAUUUUUAUUUGGAAAAGCUGGACAUUUUUGUUUUUUUUUUGGUUUUUCUAUGAAUACUGUUAUAAUAAUCAGGAGUGUUUUUAAUGAUAAGGAAGCACAGAAUGGUAAUUCUACAGACUGUUCUGAUUGCUCCCAACCUUUGAAUUCCAAUAAAUGGUGGUAAACAUCCUAAUACAAAAUGGUAUCCAUUGUCUUCUACUGUAAGGUGGGUUAAGUUUCUCCAUUUUACAUCAAACUAAACACAUACGCAUUCUGAACAGAGUUCCAAAUGGUCUGCUGGCUUUGCUCAGCUGACGAGCACCGUUUGCACGUGCUGCUAUUUUCACUUGAGGGGCACCAGUAGACGUCUCACGCAAGUCGUCAGUUUAAUCUAGGUUAUGUUUUAAUCUUGCUCACCUGCCUCCAUAUUUGCAGACUUAAUCAGAGUCCCAGCUACCAAAGGUACAGUAUGUACUAGAGUUCCUUGCAAACAAUUUAUUCUGCCAUUUGUUGUAUUUCACAUUGAUUUGUUCUGUGUACUUGUCAGAGCAAAUGGCAGAAAAUGAAUUUGUUUCUAGCAUUCUGAAGUUAUCCUGCAAUGCCACCUCCUUAAGUAAUAAAGUGAUAACCAUUAAUUGAAAUUAUAUUCAGUAUUAGUAUGAUGAAUAAGGUUUGAUCAAAUGCACACAGAAGUGUCUAGUGCCCAUUGGAUUUUGACUUACUCUGCUUCAAGGGAAAAAUCAAAUUGCUGGUUAGGUUAACAUUGGGCUCAAGAUUACAGGUGCCAACUCAAACCAGUUUGAACUAGGUUCCUGGAAGCUACUUAAAUGCAAGAUGAUUGCAGUAAAUAUUCCUCAAUUUAUUGCAUAAAUUAUCACAAUUCCAACAAUCUCCAAAGAGCAAAGUAGAAGUUGUUACCAUUAAUUGUCUUUCUACAACCAACUUGACCUCUUAAAAACAUUCAUUUUAUCAAUGGAUGCUUCAAGAAUCUUUAUAGAAUGCUCCUGCUAACACUCAUUACAGACAUUUACUUGGCAUUCACUUGAUUGUGUAAUGAAUGCCUUAUACUAGACAUCUGCAAAGAAUUGAUUUGGGCAUAACAUUGGGGUAAUCACACACCACAGAUAACACUCUUGUCCCCUGUGUUAGUAAGUUCCAAGGUGAAAUCCUGUUAUCAAAAAUGAGUGUGGAGAUUUUAGGCUGCUAAAUAAAGUGCCAUUUAUUCCCAAGUCCUGCCUACCCUCUGGAUAAUGCAAAUGAUCCCAUGGAAAAAUGGUAUCUAAGCUGAUACUUAUUCAAAGCACAUGUCACCAUCUACAACCCUAAGAUUCAUUUUCUUGAGGUGAUCUCAGUACCGUGGUUAACGUCAUUACAGAUAAUCUAAUCAUGAUCAUGUCGCUGAUUAUGUUAAUUAUUUCGGGAGCACUUAUGACAUUUUAAAGCAGAUUAUCUUUAAAGAAGUAGAAACACAAAAUGGUAUUGCAUUUAAGGAAAAAAUACAAGAUCAAGAUGUGAAUCUCAGUGCCACAAAGGUUCUAUCAUCUUGAGCAUGAGAUAUUAAAUAAGAUCUAUAAGUCACAUUUGAAGGCUCUUAAUAGUCAAAGAUAAUCACAAUCUUCACAAUGGUGAGGAAGCUAUUAAUGUUCACUAACUUAACCCUUUGAAAUUGACAGCAACUUUGGAAUUUCAAUGCAAGUGAACACUACUGCAUGAGCCUCGGGUGUAUCAGUGAUACAUCCACGGCACAGAUUCACUGUUUAUGCCCUUCAAUGAUAUCAUGGGAAAUUGGUUAAGUUUACAUGAAUUUAAGUUGUUUCUGAAGUAGCACAAUUGGAAAAAGUGUUUGAAAAUCUUGUUUAUUGCAUGAGAUCUAUGUGAGUUUUCAGUGGGGUUCUAAGCCAUGAUUCCUGGUUUGGAAACAUUCCAAAAUGAAAUAUUUUAUUGUAUAUUGAUUGUAUUUCCUGCAAAAACUCCAAUAACAUGGAUUUUAAAAU